AUGGUUCGAGCCUGCGAGUUCUGUCGCAGGCGAAAGAUUCGAUGCGACGCCACCAAACCUGCGUGCUCCGCAUGUCGCAACAGCAAUAGAGUGUGCGUUUAUCAUAACGGUCCGCAGAAGCAACGUCCUUCUGCAGCCCUGAUCAACCUACUCAAGCAUGAAAAGGCCGCACUAGAGGACACCCUGAGCCGUCUAAAGAACGCUGAUGAUGCGCAGAGGCGAGUUCUGCUCCAGUCUGUGAUAGUGCAGAAUGGCCAGGUAUCACUGUCCGAACGCAGUACUCCGUCGACGAUGUUAUCUUCAUCAUCGCCGCCGCCGCCACAUGAGCCAUUCCGCACGACCGCCCAUCAACGGGGCUGUCGGGAGGAACAGCAGCUCAUGAGCCAUCCAAUGAGCCAUCCUAGAUAUGCACAAUCCGCUCCAAGGAUCACAGAGGACGAGGCCAAUGGUGCAUACGUUGAAGAUGACGACCACCGUGACGACGAUCGAAAUCCGACUCUAGAACGUGAUCACGAACUUGUAAUGUCCAGUCGUCAGAGGGAAGCCAUUUGCUCCGCGGGUGAGGCUACACUGACCGAAAAAAGCCACGAGGCCAGCGAUAGCAUCUUCAGCUCGACUUCGGUGGUCCAUGAUAGCAGUCCAAUAGGACCGGUUGAUCCCAAUGCCACAAGACGCGAGGAGCAAGAAGCUGCUACAGAGUUACUCCGCUACCAAUUGAUUGCCAAUGCUGCAAUGGAGAGACAGCGAGAACAUAGGCUGCGUCGGUUAACAUCUAUACGGGGAAUACCGGCAGAGUUGGCGCUUCAUCUUCUCGAUCUUCACUGGAGCCGACAGCAUCAUACUUUUCUGCUGACUUAUCGACCUGCAUUCAUGCGAGAGCUGGAAAAUGGAGGGCCCUACUGUUCUGACCUCUUGCUCUACGCUGUAUUCGCGUGUGCGUCGAAAUUCUCUGAGCGGCCUGAGGUGCGCAGCAACUCGACAGAUCCUGAAACGGCGGGGAGAAGCUUUUUCACCCGUUGUGACGAGCUCUUAUUGCGCGAGGGACACCUUAUUCAGUCGAAAGUUCCCACGGUAAUCGCGCUCGUCAUGCUUGGGUCGACAUUUAUUGCCAGAGGGAUGACAUCAAAGGGCUGGCUGUAUACAGGUUAUGCCAUACGCAUGGUGUACGAUCUGGGUCUGCACAUCGACUCGCAAGAAGUGAAUAAGCACAACGUCGAGGAGGUUGAGAUCCGACGGCGUGUCUUUUGGGGUGCAUUUGUUUGCGAGAAGCUGCAAAGCCUGUACCUAGGGCGACCUCCCACAAUCAGACUUCAGGAUGUUCAUGUGUCGCAGGAAUUUCUGGACACUUUCGAAGAGUUGGAGCCAUGGGAACCCACUCAUGACAGCACUACGGCCGAAUCAGGGAGCUCUUCCAUCUCUUCCUUAGCGCCAUCGACCCAUUCGGUGACAGUUUUCCAGCAGCUUUGCCGUCUGGCCCAAAUCAUGACAAGGAUCAUUGAUAGGAUAUAUUUUACCGGAGCUACAGCUUCGAAGACCCUGCAUGAAGUCCGCCCUCUCGAUGAUGUCCUGGCAGCCUGGUACCGUGACUUACCCGCUCACCUAUCAUACGAGCCGUGGUCGGAAGGGCCCGACAAUCGACAUGUUGCAGUCUCUCCCAAUCGUAUCAUUCUUCUUACAACCUAUUACUCGCUCAUUGUUCUGCUGCAUCGACCUUUUAUCACCAUGUCCAGCAAGGGCACCAGCAACCAUGGCAAUACAGCUACUAUAGGGACCUCGGCUUACUCCUGGAGGCGGUGUACAACAGCGUCUCAACAUAUCACCAGCCUCGUCUUAAGCUACCAAUCUAUCUACCCACUAUACAAGUCCAGUUACCUAUUGAGCUAUGCCGUUUAUGUAGCUUGUACGAUCCAUGUGCUCAACACAGCUUCUCUGUCCGCUGGCGGCGAUAGCAAAGCAUUCGCAGAAUCAUCUUCGUUACUCAGUGCAAGUUUAAGUUGCCUGGAUGCAUUAUCGGUGCCCAACUUAGGGGCUGCAGAUACCGCGCUUAUUAUCCGCAAGCUCAUGGCUGCCAAGGGUGUCCAAGAAUCAUCAGCGCCUGUAGAACUUCAGCCCCCGCCUCACCAGUUUACCGAGAAUGGUUGGCAAAUGUCCAACUUCUCGCCAAUCUUUGAGGGUAUCGGAACUAUUCCAAUGUUCCAAGAUAUUUAUAUACCAGGCGAGGACCUGUUGUUUGGCUUUAUGAGCGAAAACGCGUCUCUUGCGGCAUUUGAUAUGAACGAAACAAUUUCAUGA
Penicillium macrosclerotiorum is the source of this 2292-nucleotide messenger RNA. Its product is annotated as Zn(II)2Cys6 transcription factor. The record is from RefSeq and is a predicted model, not a curated record. Lineage: Eukaryota; Fungi; Ascomycota; Eurotiomycetes; Eurotiales; Aspergillaceae. The transcript is spliced from 2 exons. Gene Ontology annotation, biological process: DNA-templated transcription; regulation of DNA-templated transcription. Gene Ontology annotation, molecular function: DNA-binding transcription factor activity, RNA polymerase II-specific; zinc ion binding; DNA binding. The coding region runs from base 1 to 2292 and encodes 763 amino acids.